UAGUCUCUUCUAAUGUCUAAUUCGAGGCUUAAUUACGGUGAAAUGGUAUAUUAACGCUAAUUGGUUCGACUGUAGAAGAUGAGUGAUGGCCGAGAUGGAAUAAUUGUGUUUUGUAAUGGUCUGUGAAAGUUAAGCUGAAGUUUGAACGUUGCUAGCGCAACUGGUGUCGCAGUUUCUCCCUUCAAGCUUUGGAGGCACUUCUGGGAUGAGCAGCUCUAUGGAGGGAGGAGCUACUGGCGGAGCACCGCUGCCCCCUGGUCUCACUCAGGAGGAAGCAGAAGAACUGAGAGUGGAGCUGUCUAAGGUGGAGGAUGAGAUUCAGACGUUGAGGCAGGUCCUGUCUGCGAAGGAACGGCACGCGGGCGACAUCAAGAGACGCCUGGGCAUCAGCCCCCUCAAUGAGAUCAAGCAGAACCUCUCCAAGGGGUGGCAAGAUGUCCAGUCCUCUAAUGCCUAUGUGCAAACCAAAGAGAAACUUGGCCAGUGGAAUGAAAGCAUUACCCACUCAAAUAUUUACCUUACAGCCUCUGCCACUGUGGACGACAUUAGCCGAUCUGACGCGUAUAGGAAGACGCAGGAGGCCUUCUCCACGGCUGGCCAGAUUACCUCGGAGGCCCUGUCUUCCAUGGGGGCUGCCAUCAGCCAGAGAAUUGGAACCAUGAGUGCUCUGCACUUCGGCAACACUCCGAGGCUUGGCUACAACGUGCAUCACUCCUUAAGUAUGCCCAGUAUGAGGAGCUCCCCGUCCUUCAGGUCAUUUGAAGACAAGAUGGGAAGCAUCAGGAAGUAGAGAGCACCCAGCCCUCUCCUCGCUCAUCGCAAAGAACAAGUUCAUCUGUCCCGAUGGCAUGGUGAAGGAUCUACGCCUACCUGUGAACAUACUCCUUGAAUAGCACUCCUUAAGCCAGCUCUGGUAAAUGUACUAAUAAAGUGAAAUGUGAAUAGCAGUAGAAGGAACAUGCAACUGUGUUUUCUUCUAAACAAAGAGGUUUUAUAUUUUCCCCACUUGGUAUGUUUAAUUGUUCAAUGAGAAGAUCAGGAGAAGAUCAGUUACAGUGCCCAGCAAUAAUGAGUACACCCCUUUUGAAAGAUUGUGAACAAUAUUUCAGUAAACAUAUACGAUAUCAUCACAGUAUGCAAUGACAAAUAAUAUAUAUGUUGGUCUUACAAUACAAAAGAAUGGUUUCUAACAUGACUUGUAUUACACAUUUAUCACAUAUUGUACAGAAAUGAGUACACCCCGAGGAAAGUCUCACAGCAAAAGCUAAAAUCUAUAUAAUAAAAAAUAUGUGGUUUGAGUUAUAUUAUUAGCCUUAAGUUUAUGUUGCAUUCUGAACAGGCGUUGUAUUAAACUUUUAAUCCACGCACAUUUAGGGAACCACUUAUUGAAAUAUUGUUACUUUUUCAAAAGGGGUGUACUCAUUACUACUGGGUACUGUAUAUCCUUGGAUGUGUCUGCUGCACAGAUUUUGUCAUAUCACAUAAGCUUAAUAAGAGAAAUCCCUGAAGUUAGCCAGGAUGGCUCACUUGUGAAGCACAAAGUCAUAACUCUUCAGAUGUUUGACACCUCACCACUUAGUUAGUAAUGAUUUGACUUUGGAACUGUUCUCUAUAUUAUGCCGUAAUCACUUAUCAGUCUGGUUUGCUGUUUGAUUGGAUUGGGGUUCCCUUGCUUUACAUGUAUUUUGCAAUUACAAUGUACCCCCGUUGGUUAUUUUGCUGUGUAUUUGUACAUGUAGGAAUACAUGUUAGAGCACACUCUGUCGACCUCGGGCUGUUAAGGUGACAUAUCCUUUGCAGUUGCUGGAAUAACAGAAUGUGUAUUUUAAGGGCAUUUUGAAAUAACCAAAAGAAACGUCAAACACACCAGACCUGCUGCAGCUCAUGACAUGUUUUUCUUUUACUACUUGUACAGGUGUGGCGCUUCUCUAAGUUGGAAGCUUUUUCUGACCCAUGUAUCACAUUGACUACAUAUCAGGGGUCUCUGACAAAGGGCUAUAUCUGAGUUGCAAGGGAGUGGUCUUGAACCACACUUUUAAAACACUACAAUGCAAGUCUGUUACUUUGCCAUUGACUGUAAAUCUGUGGAAGAGUUAAUACAAUGUUGUGUUGAUGCUAUGCUGAACCAUCAUAAGAGGAAUGUGAUCACACUAAAUACAUGCCUAGGAACAUGUGUGGUUGUUGUCUCCUUUGGGCAAGAUAUUAUAUAAUGAAGGGUAUCUUUAAAGAUUUGUUUGGUAUCUUUAAAAGAAGAGUUAAACUUCCUUCUGUUCUCUGUUACAGUGGGACUAGAUAAAUUGGGCUUUUCCAAUGUUACAAUUUUUAGACUGUUUGAGUUAGGUGGUCAUUUAUAUUUAUUGCUUUAUUGGUGACUUAAAUAAAGGUUGAAAUGUA
Messenger RNA from Engraulis encrasicolus (European anchovy), 2394 nucleotides. RefSeq names its product tumor protein D54-like. The coding region runs from base 206 to 790 and encodes 194 amino acids. NCBI's taxonomy places the organism in Eukaryota, Metazoa, Chordata, Actinopteri, Clupeiformes, Engraulidae. Gene Ontology annotation, cellular component: cytoplasm. The transcript is spliced from 10 exons. The record is from RefSeq and is a predicted model, not a curated record.